This is a messenger RNA of Rana temporaria (common frog), 1144 nucleotides long. It is a transcript of the gene ZCRB1, whose product is annotated as zinc finger CCHC-type and RNA binding motif containing 1. Gene Ontology annotation, cellular component: U12-type spliceosomal complex. Bases 139 to 792 code for a protein of 217 amino acids. Gene Ontology annotation, biological process: mRNA splicing, via spliceosome. The transcript is spliced from 8 exons. The record is from RefSeq and is a predicted model, not a curated record. Gene Ontology annotation, molecular function: zinc ion binding; RNA binding. NCBI's taxonomy places the organism in Eukaryota, Metazoa, Chordata, Amphibia, Anura, Ranidae.
AAAGCUAUGUGUAACCCUUUGAAGCACGGCUCGCUGGAGGACUGGACUGUGUGUUGCAGGAAGGCAAAAGAGUAAAAUAAUGAUGGUGCAGGAGUGAGGCUUGCAUGGUGGAGGGCUUGUGGAAGAAACACCGUUACAAUGAGUGGUGGUCUUGCUCCCAGUAAGAGUACUGUGUAUGUAUCUAAUCUGCCAUUCUCUCUCACCAACAAUGACCUACACAGGAUAUUUUCUAAGUAUGGAAAUGUAGUAAAAGUCACCAUUGUGAAAGACAAAGAAACCCGGAGAAGUAAAGGAGUUGCAUUUGUCUUAUUUUUAGAUAAGGAAGGUGCACAAAACUGUUCUAGGGCAUUAAACAAUAAACAGCUGUUUGGCAGAGUACUGAAGGCAAGCAUUGCUGUAGACAAUGGCAGAGCGACAGAGUUCAUCCGGAGGCGAAAUUACACUGACAAGUCCAGAUGUUAUGAAUGUGGGGAUACAGGUCACUUGAGCUAUGCAUGUCCCAAAAACAUGCUAGGUGAUCGUGAGCCUCCGCCGAAGAAAGAAAAAAAGGGGAAACGGAAAAAAGAAGUUGAAGUGGAAGAACUACCUGAAGAGGAUCAGAGUGAGGAAGAAGGUGAAGAUCCAGCUCUUGACAGCCUUAGUCAAGCAAUAGCUUUCCAGCAAGCAAAAAUAGAAGAAGAAACAAAGAAAUACAGACAGACCAAAGGGGAUGCCACUACAUCUGAAGAUUCAAGAAAACCAAGAAUAAAAAAGAGUGCAUACUUCAGUGAUGAGGAAGAACUGAGUGACUGAAUUGGUGUACAUUUAUUGUGUAAAUAGUUUUAUAUAUGAAGCUACCAUUGGCAUUAAAUAGGCCUUGUGGAAUAUGACUUUAUUAACAGAAAAGCAGAUUUGUCUACAUUUUACCUGUUUUGUUAUUUAUUAACGGAUGACACUGCUGUCUGCUUUUUAUUUUUUUGGAUGAUAUUGGACAUUUCCAUUGUCAUCUUUAAAACUAAAACCAAUAUCUGGCUCUUGGGUGCAACAUCACACCUUGGUCCGUUUUUUACUUUUUUUUUUUUUUACCCAGUAUUGUAUAAUCCAAAUUUAGAAACAGUAAUAUGGAUUAUAUUAAAGUGUCUGUACAGUAUAUCCCAACAAAGAA